This is a messenger RNA of Plasmopara halstedii, 1752 nucleotides long. RefSeq names its product kinesin-associated protein 3-like. Gene Ontology annotation, molecular function: kinesin binding. Bases 1 to 1752 code for a protein of 583 amino acids. The record is from RefSeq and is a predicted model, not a curated record. Lineage: Eukaryota; Oomycota; Peronosporomycetes; Peronosporales; Peronosporaceae. Gene Ontology annotation, cellular component: ciliary transition zone; axoneme; kinesin II complex. Gene Ontology annotation, biological process: cilium organization; microtubule-based movement. The transcript is spliced from 6 exons.
AUGAGCAGUUCUCGCCUCAGUUCCAGUCGUGGAUCGAGCCAUGUUGUCAAGAGCGAGGUUCCUCGUAAAUCCAUGGCCAAAUUGGGCGAGUUAGAUGUCUACAUGGAAAAACUUUAUGAUGAUGACGUAGAAUCUAAGCUAGAAGGAGCCAAAAUGAUUUUGCAGCUUGCAGAAUUUGCUGGAUUUAUCGAAAGCCUUGUUCAGGACGAGUCACUUAUGAGUCUGCUUUCCCGCGUGCUGAAUGACGAAUACAAAAAGAGUUACGACCUCUCACUUACAUUGAUGCGUAUCUUUUGGUGUUUUUCAAAUUUUUUGCAGCUUCAUCUCGUUUUGGCGAACUAUCGAAUCGGAACUGUAACGCUUAGAAUUGUCGAGUUUGAACUAAAGCGUCAUGAUCUUCGUCUCGAAGAAGAAAAACAGCUGAUAGCCGCGGCAAAGGAUGUCUCAAAUGUAGAUACCAACUCGACGAACGAUAUUCUAGCAAAGAUUGAUCGCGAGAAAAAGCGCAACAAUAGGCGCAUGAGGAAACAAGAUCAAUUGCUCAAUGUGUGCUUUAGCGUGCUGCUAAACCUCGCAGAAGACAUUCAUACUGAGCACAAAAUGGUCAAACGGAAGGUUGUUCUAUUUCUUACUAAGUUACUGGACCGAGUAGCGCCCGACUUGGUCAUCCUGACUAUCACGUUCCUUAAAAAAUUAAGCAUUUUUGAAGAAAACAAAGAUGCUAUGGUGGAGCUUAUGGUGGUUGAAAAGCUGCUAUACGUGAAGUGCUUCGUUGACGACCGAUGCAAGUCUAUGUUUACAUAUACGGAUGCGAUUCCAAUUGUCAUGCAGUUGGUGAUAAAUUUUCCACAAAAUGUGGUGGCGAAGGAGCUUGCAGCGCUGGCAGUGAAUCUUAGCCACAAUGCGCGCAACGCUGAGCUCAUGUGUCAAAAUCGGGGACUAGAAGCCCUCGCCACUCGUGUCUUUCGCACCCGCGAUUUACUAUUGAUGAAAGUAAUUCGAAAUAUUUCACUGUGGUCCUACACAUUGCAAGAGGAUCUCGUUAGCGAAAAGGCAUACAAAUAUCGUGCCAUGUGGGCUCCAUUCGUCGUUCCUUUCAUCGAACUAUGCCUUAAUACCGAUAACCAUGACUUUUCAAUUGAAGUGUUGGCAACGCUAGCAAACAUGACACCGAAUGAUCUUUCGUCGAAAACUUCAUGGGACAUUUUAGUGACGGACCACGCAUUGAUUCCACUUUUAAACAAGUUUUUGGUGCCAGGGUUCUCACAGGAUGAUAUGAUCCUUGAAGUCGUACUCUUUGUAAGUGCGCUUGCGCUAGAACCACGGUGUGCUCCUUUAUUGUCAUCUUCUCGACUCAUACGCACCCUGCACUCUUUAUUUCAAGAAAAACAGCACGAUAGGGAGCUCACAUUGCAGCUGCUUUAUGCAUUUUAUCGGAUGUUGAGGCAUCCUGAAACUUUUGAAGAAAUCGUCUUUGGUGCAGGCUUUGUGCCGGACUUACUUCUUGUAGCUGAAUCCUCUAAUAUUGAAGUGCGUCGAAUGUGUGACAUAGUCAUGGACUUGAUUCUUGAUCACGAGUUGAAUGACAAUAAAACGAAAGGUGAGUUUGGUCAUCUAAUUUGCCGGCGUAGGUUUGAAAUUCACAAUGCUGAAUACCUUGAGAUGAUCCACGUUGAAAAGCAUAACACGAUGCUUUCCAAGCACCGGGGAAUGGAUCACAACGGUGGCAAAGCCGAUGAUGAUGAUGAGUAA